Xyrauchen texanus (razorback sucker) is the source of this 7811-nucleotide messenger RNA. RefSeq lists its product as uncharacterized. The transcript is spliced from 2 exons. The record is from RefSeq and is a predicted model, not a curated record. Bases 5537 to 6874 code for a protein of 445 amino acids. Lineage: Eukaryota; Metazoa; Chordata; Actinopteri; Cypriniformes; Catostomidae.
GACAGAAAGCAACACACUCAAGAAGCAGCUGCAGCAAACAUAAAAUCAGAGACGGCAUGCAAGCGAGAAUGUGCCGCCGGCAUACAAACAUCACUAUCCCGUGGCAGAACUGAAAGCCCUGAAACUGAACCCUGACCUCGACUGCUCUCCGCCCAGAAGACAAGCACCACAAGCAGCUUCUCCCCUCUCUGACAGUGAAGGAGACCAGAAUGAACUUUUUUUCCCUGAGACCUGAGAUCGCACAAGCAGUGAAAGCAAGUUACAUUGAAUGGAGCGGGCGAUUGACCUCCACCCUGGCACACGCUGUACACGGAGAGCAACAGCUGCUGACAAAGAAAGACAAAGUCAAGGCGAAGGGAGAGAGAGAUCUUCAACUGGCGUCUAAUGUCAGCACAUCGAAACCACAGCAGAAGUGGGCCGACAGAAAGAAGAAAGGCUACGGAAACCAGCGAAGGUGGAGUUGCGGCUUGUGUAAGACUGACGACCAUGUAUUCAGAGAAUGCAAGAGAUGCAAGCUGUGUAAGCAGGAGGGACAUUGGGCCACAGACUGUCAGGAGAAGGAAAAAACAGACUGAAGCAAGAGAGCAGAGAGCAGCGAAGGGGGGGCCGGAGACAGGGCGAUCGGCUGCUGGCUACAAGACAGGGAAGUGAACAUUUCUUUACCCACACACACACACACACACACACACACAUACACUGAUUACAUACUGCUCUCUGCAAUGAAGACAAUGCUUGCAAAUCUUUCAGUGUGACUGAUGAAGUUUUAUGUGGUAAUGUUUCGGAUGAAUGUUUGAGAAUGUGCAAAAGUUCAGGGUUUUUACAAAUGCAGAGAUAUCAAGUGUUAGUUGAUGGGACAUUAGUAGAUUUUUUUUGGGUAGAUUCUGGGGCUGGCCAUACUAUGAUACGACCAUGUGACUUGCCAUGUGUCCCAAAAUUGACAGGUUCAGUGCAUAAAGAGCACUUUGGCCUAGGGCCAUUUGAUUUCUGAAAAAUUCACAGUGCCCUUAGAGUAUGAGUCAAAGGAGAAGGGGAGAACAUUUAAACAUGCGUUUUUGUGUUCACCAGCUUGUCCGGUACCUCUAAUGGCCAGAGAUUUAAUGUGUGAAUUAAAUUUGACCCUUACUUCCUUUGGAAUUAGCAUUUAAGAAGAACCACAAAAUAUGUUGUUCUAAAUUGGAACCGCAAUGGGCUUAUGAAUGGUGUGUGAAAAAUGAUGAUUGUGCAAAAAUGAUCUUGAAAUUGGCAAAGGAUCGAACAAUGUCAUUUAACACAGAAAAUAUGACGCCUGACCAGUUACACUGCACGUCACAUGUCGUAAUCGAACGAGAACCACAAUAUGAACAGGGGUGGUUUAACGGGGCAGAAAAUGAGAGUGUGAAAUUUUAUACGAUUUUCUGGGCAGGAAAUGUAUGUGUGUGCUCUCAGCUUGCCUGACAGAAAAACAAAUGCAGUUCUAUUUUGAUCAGUGUUCAAGGCCAAAAGCAGCUGUGAGCAGAUUUGGGCCCCUUUGUGAGAGAAUGCAUUAAAGCAACAGAUUGGGCUAAAUAAGUGCAGGCGUGAAACACAGCAAAAGAAUAGGAGCAUUUAUGUCAAAAGAGAUGGAGAAGCAUGGAAGGGGGCUCUGACAGAAGUACCUCCUAGGUUAUGGGUUAAACACAAAUAUGAUGUGGGUUUAAUCAAAGGAUGGGAUAGUCAAACCAAAAUCUGAUUACAGACCGUGUCAAGUGCAAUGCCCCCUAAAACGGGAGGCAUCGCAGGGUAUUAUGCCAGGUUUUGACUCAUUGUUGAGAGAAGGCAUAAUUAUACCAUGUCAUGAUUCUCCAGUUCGCACUCCAAUCUUCCCUGUGAAGAAAAUAAGAGAUAAGAAUUCACCAACUGAGUGGUGAUUUGUGCAAGAUCUUCAGGCCGUAAAUUCAGCUGUCAUUGCUAGGGCGGCACGUGUAUCAAACCCUUACACAAUUUUGUCACAAAUUCCGCAAAAUGCAAUGUAUUUCACUGUGGUGGAUUUGGCUAAUGAUUUCUUGAGCGUCCCAGUGGACCAGAAGAGUCAGUUUUGGUUUUGUGUUUGAUUUUGACAAUAAGGGUCAUACGUUCACAUGGUUGUGCCAGGGGUACACUAAAUCCCCAACGAUCUAUAAUGAAGCGCUUCGAAGAAGCCUUGAACCCCUAACACUGACAGCUGGAACGGCUUUGUUGCAGUAUGUGGAUGAUUUGUUGAUCUGUGCAUGUGAUGAAGCUAUGUGUGUAACUGACUCAGUGUCUCUUUUGAAGCACUUAAAACAGGAGGGACACAGAGUUAGUCUUUCAAAAUUGCAGUUUGUGAAACAGGAAAUAAAGUUUUUGGGAAAUGUUAUCAGACCAAACAGUAAAUCCAUCUGUGACAAACGGGUACAGGCCAUAAAAGAUGUGCCAAAACCAAUUACAAAAAAACAUUUAUUGUAAUUUUUAGGAAUGUGUGCUUAUUGUCGUACAUUUAUUCCUAAUUAUGACAUUCUAGAACAGCCUUUGCGAGCCCUGAUGACAGGGAAAGGGCUGAGGUCACGUGACAAGCUUGCUUGGACAAGCGAAGCCGCAGAGGCAUUUGCUAACAUGAAAGAGCAAAUGGCUCUGGCUCCCUGCCAGAUGUAAACAAACCGUUUGUUCAGAUGACUGAUGAGAAAAAUGGGUUUAUGACUUCUGUUCUUUUGCAGAAUCAUGGAGACAGACUGCAACCGGUGGCAUAUUUCUCAUCCAAACUUUAUGCAGUGGCAGCUGCUGAACUGGGAUCCAGGGAAUUUGUGGGGUAUUCUGAUUUAACUUUGAGGGUUCCACACGCAGUUUCCAUGAUUUUGCAAGAGCAGAGAACGUCACGUUUAUCUACAGCCUGAUGGCUGAGGUACCACACAAUUUUAUUGGACAUGCCAAACAUAACUGUUAAAAGAUGCACAACUUUGAAUCCUGCCACACUCCUCCCAGCAGAGGAGGAUGGCGAGGAGCAUCAUUGUUGUCUGUCAGCGCUCGAACAAGUGUGCACACCGCGCCCAGAUCUAUUAGACACGCCAUUAGACAAUUGUGACAAUAUCCUCUUUGUGGAUGGGUCGGCUUCCAAAGAUCCACAAACAGGAAAGAAUAAGGUUGGUUACGCGAUAACCACUGAAUUUGAGGUCGUGACAUCUGGCAAACUGCCAUCAAAUUAUUCAGCUCAGGAAGCUGAACUGGUUGCUUUAACAGAAGCAUGUAAACUUAUGGUAGACAAAUGUGUGACAAAAUACACAGAUUAGCAUUAUGCCUUUGGGGUAACACAAGAUUUUGGUGCUUUAUGGAAGCACAGAAAAUCUCUGAAGUCAGAUGGUCAACCAAUAUUAAAUGCGUCUCUUGUGUCUGAGCUUUUGGAGGCCGUUCUUUUACCAGACAAGGUCGCGAUUUGCAAGUGCGCAGCGCAAACUAACGAUAACAGUUCAGUAUCAACAGGAAACGCACGAGCAGACGUGGCAGCGCAGGAUGCGGCAGCGAUGGAGACAAAAGUGACUACGUGUGUUUUGAUAUCUGACAAUAACCUCAACAUUUGUUCUUGUUUACAGAGCAUGCAAACUUUUUCCACAGGCAAGGAGAAAACCCGAUGGAAGGCAGCUGGCUGUAACUUUGAGGAGAAUGUGUGGAUGAGCUGUGAUGGCAUGCUUUGUUUACCCAAACACUUCUUUCCUCAUUAUGGAAAGUUGAUACAUGGGUUAGACCAUAUAUCAAAAGCGGGGAUGGUUGCACAGAUGAAAGAAUUGUGGUUUACAAAGGGUUUCACGAUAUUUGCUGAACAUUUUUGCAAAAGGUGUGUUAUUUGUAACACACAUAAUGUGGAAAGGGGGAUAAAAACACCUAUAGUAUCUCAACCACCAUCAGGGGGGGCCUUUUGAGCAUCUGAUGAUGGAUUUCAUCGAGUUAACCCCUUGUGGGAAACAGAAAUACUGCCUGGUGAUGGUUGACAUGUGGUCCAAAUGGGUUGAGGCCUUCCCAACCUCGGAACAAGACUAACGAAGGCUAGCGAAGGCUCUUUUAACCGAGAUUGUUCCGAGAUGGGGAAUUCCAAGGAAAAUCAGCUCGGACAAUGGGACACACUUUGUCAAUGAAGCAAUAAAGCAGGUGGGUCGGGUUUUGGGAAUUGACAUGAGAACACACUGCAGUUAUUGAGAGGGAGAAUCAAACAAUCAAGAACAAAUUGGCUAAGUGCUGUGAGGAAACUGUGCUCACAUGGGUUAAAGCACUCCCAAUUGUGUUGAUGUACAUGAGAAUGAGAAAAAGAGUCAAAACAAAUUUAAGUCCAUUUGAAAUACUCUUUGGUAGACCACCAUUCAUGGGAAUAGAAAGGGGUAGACAAAGGUUGCCAUCAACAGAUCUGUGUGAGAAUGACAUGUUGAAUUAUUGCAAAGAAAUGUCUUCUCUGUUGUCCAAUGUUUGUGUUCAGGUGAAAAGCUGCAUAAGAUCAGGCCUGGCGAUUUUGUUGUGAUUCGUGACCUGAGGAGAAAGAGCUGGAAGGCCAAAAGUUGGCUGGCACCAUUCCAAGUGCUACUAACGACUCACACGCCAGUGAAGGUCGCAGAGAGAUCUACGUGGGGGUUCAUGCCAACCAUCGCAGGAGAAUCAGCAACGGGAAGAGAUUGUUCCGAGUGAAUGUCAAUAAACGCCGAAGUCAAGUCUGAACACCAAGUACCACUAUCAGUGGAAGAGCAAGGCCAACCACAGAGGAUAACACAGCCUGUGUACAGAUUGGACCCCAUCGUGUGGUCACAAGCAGUAAUCAUUGUGAAGAGGUACGAACUGAAAAUAAUUCAAGAGUAUUAACAACAGAACAUUCUAGGUGUGUGUGUUUAAGAGGUGCCAGAUACAAGAGGAAGAGGCAGGCAGCCCUAGUUGUGGAAACAGCAUCCGGCCGGGCACCGUUAAUCAGCAAAACAGAUAAGACUCUGAGUGCGUCAAAGACUGAACUCCUCCACUUGCAUUCUGAUCACACAGCUGUAGUACUGAUCUAGCAAACGGAAGAAAGGGAGCGUCCAAGACCGUGGCACCCAUUCAGAGUGCAGGGAAUGUGUGGUCUGGGUAAGAGUAUGUGCAUAAUGACUUUGCUUGCAGUGACAAUUUGUAUGAUAAUACUGCACCUUACCGAGGGCCUGAGAGUGUUAUUAACAGAAAACCAAACCAACUGGACUGAGACAACAGCUCCAAACGAUACCAUCCGAUGGUUCAAGAGAAGCGCAUUUAUGUUCGUGGAGCCAACGCAUGGCCUGGAAGGAGAAAUCAUCACGAUUCAGGAAGGAACGAAUGUGACUUUCAACUGCAACCCGUUCCAAAAGAACUGUCCGAACUGUGAGGGACACAGCGAAGAGUAUGCACCUUUCUAUGUCUGCAGAGAUCCAUGCAAGUGGGGCGACGUGAAAGCGUACUACUAUGACUACAAGAAGGAACCGACUGGUAUGAGACGAUUGACAUAAUUACAGUUGAAGCAGCUCCAACAACGACGACAAGACCUUUUGAGGCACCUGAGCUCGAACGAGAGACAGAGGAAAAGAUGGCUUGGAUGGGAAAUGGAGACAUAAGAAAAGGUCAAGCGAAUCCUGAAGUGCAGAAGGCCAUGAUGAGUUGUCAAGGGAACAAAGCCUGUGCUCUGGCGAUGUUGCAAAAGGAAGAACUGGAGAUAUCAACGAGCUGCUGGCUCUGUCUGCAAAUGUCUCAUGCUUGGAAAGCGGUCCCACUGACUGUAGCAACAGCAGAAGAAACAAAGUGUCUGAUUCCACAGCAAAUGACUGAUGUGCUCAAAGCUGUUAGUGAUCUGGAGAAAGGAAAGACACCAACGAGGCGACCUGCAGACAACUGCGACCAUGUACAGCAGUAUAACCACACUGAUAUGGCGAUUCCACCUCUGAGAGUGACGGCGACACAGGGUGAUGUAUGCAUCUGUCUGGACAACGGGAGACGGAUUAAAACAGGUUGGUCCGAUUGCAGGGUCAGAAUCAAUGUGAAGGAUGGAACAAUGGACAAUUGUACAGCCGUCAUCAACGACAAAGAAGUCAACUUCACAUGCCCAUUCAGCAAGCCACAUGAAACUUCACCUGCAGCUGUGUGGGUGUGUGGCAACAGGGCAUUUCAUCGGAUGCCAAAGAAAUGGGCAGGGUGUUGUUAUCCAGCGUUAAUGAAUGUGGGUACAUCUGUGUAUUUGCCAAACAGGGCACCCGGGGUGGGAAGGAAAAAAAGAAAUGUUGAAAUUUUGCCUGGGGUAUUGCCAAAGCACUAUGCAGGGUAUACAUUAUCCGAUCCGUGGACGACGCCUGGAGAAAAUGUGGGGUGGUCAUUAUUCUUAGGGGUGGGUACAACAGUAACAAUUAAUAAGAUAAAUGGGCUAGCAUGGACAGUUUUAGCAAUAGCUAAUAGCACAGAAAAUGCUUUGACAAUGAUAAAUGAUGAAAUGAAACAGUUAAGAGAUGCAGUCAUUCAAAACAGGUUGGUUCUUGAUAUGUUAACUGCAGAGAAAGGGGGAGUUUGCAAAAUGUUGGGAAUGUCUUGUUGUUUCAAUAUUCCAGAUUACAGUGACAACAUCACAAAUGUAAUUGAACACAUGAGAAAAGCCGUACAGGAGCCAGAACAUAUUGAAAGUACAUGGGUUACUUGGUUUAUGAAUCUCUGGGGAGGAUGGGGGUAUUGGCUGAUUCAAACUGUGUUACCAAUUGCGGUGAUAGGACUGUUAAUAUUGUUAUGUUUACCAUGCAUCAUAACGUGUGUUUCCAGCUCAGUACAGAGACUGGUUAAAGCAGGGGUAUCUGUCCAAAUGGUAAAAAUGACAGUAUAUCCAGAGGGUGACGAAAACAAAUAUGGUGAUACGAGCAGCGAGAGCUACUGUGAAAUGUGUUAAAUUGUGAAAUAUGUUUUUCUUCCCCUGAGAAUGUUUUGAUUGGUAAAGAGGGUUAUAAGCAGCUGUCAUCCGUGUUACGAGAUAACGUACAAGGAGAGGGUUUUGAAAUGAGGGAUUUUAUUAUACUUUAUUCUUUGUAUUUUUAUAGCCUGCUGACAUAACCAAAAUGUUAAAUUGAUGUGUUUUUCCUACUUAAUCUGUACACUAUUUCUUGUUUAUACUGAAGUGACUGAGGGUCUGAUUUUAUGUCAGAUGUGCAGUAACGGUGUUUACUCAUUUAGCCUGGCUUCAGAUAAAGUCUUUACUUGCUUGCUAAUACUUAGGGGACUAUCCCCACAAAAAACAGCCUAAGCCUUUUAUUUUUCCAAAUGUUAUUUCACAAAUGUUUAAGAGAGUGAUCAUUUAUGCAAAAAUCAGAGAUGAAGAGUGUAAGUGUGAUGAUAUGACUUAAAAUUUGUCUUAUUGUUUAUUAUUGUGAUUGAGUAAUCUGAAUGAUAAAAAGCGGGGAAUUGUUGUAGAAAUUUUCGAUAAUCAAUGGUCAAAGACUCAGUCAGCGCACAGGAAUGCCAUCUGGUCGUCCGAUCUGGAAGGAGAGAAGACAUUGGGAAAUUUAUGUUUGAACAAGGGACAGUAUUUACAACUGAAAAGCAGAACAGAGACACCUCGGUCCAGGCUGAGUGGGGACCUCUGCCCUCUUCAGGUCAGAGGUCAUGUAGUACAGGGGGUACGUUUGGGCUGGUUAAUAGUAAAUCAGGCCUAGUAGCCUAGUCCCUGUAUCAGAGGGAGAGAAGGGGGGAGUAAGAUCUGCUUCUGCCAGUUGACCUCGGGGGGAGAAAUGUAUAAGAACGGCAGCCCUGCCUGAUAAAAACACUCUCUCAUGACACAGACGAGUUGCUGUGUACUGACUGGGUCCUUCUUGCAAGAAUAAAUACUUUUA